This is a messenger RNA of Choloepus didactylus (southern two-toed sloth), 1302 nucleotides long. It is a transcript of the gene PKIG, whose product is annotated as cAMP-dependent protein kinase inhibitor gamma. Gene Ontology annotation, biological process: negative regulation of cAMP-dependent protein kinase activity. The record is from RefSeq and is a predicted model, not a curated record. Gene Ontology annotation, cellular component: nucleus; cytoplasm. The coding region runs from base 389 to 619 and encodes 76 amino acids. The transcript has 5 exons. Gene Ontology annotation, molecular function: cAMP-dependent protein kinase inhibitor activity. NCBI's taxonomy places the organism in Eukaryota, Metazoa, Chordata, Mammalia, Pilosa, Megalonychidae.
GCAUUUUGUUUAGGAGACCACAGACAGGAAAGAGAGAGUGGGAAAGAGAGCAAGAGGAAAUUCUGCCUGCACCCAUCGGCUUGGUUUGCCAACCCUGCCUCACCUUCAAAAGGGGGCAAAUCCUGAUUUCUUAAAUUCUACCUUCUCUUCUGACUGAGGACCUGGACUUUCGGGAAACUCUUUGCUCUUAUUCCAGGACGCAUUUGAUAUAGGAAGCCAGAGCAUCUGCUUGGAGGCCAAGAGAGCCAGGUGAGCAGCGACGCUACAGUUUGCAGAGCCUCAGUUCCCGACUUCAGAAUUUCCACAUUGAGUAGUCAACAGUGGAAAUCCGAAGAGAUGCAAGCAGGAAAAAGAAAUUAAACCAGGCCUGAAGAGCAAUGCGACAGGCAUGAUGGAGGUCGAGUCCUCCUACUCGGACUUCAUCUCCUGCGACCGGACAGGCCGUCGGAAUGCGGUCCCUGACAUCCAGGGCGACUCUGAGGCUGUGAGCGUGAGGAAGCUAGCUGGAGACAUGGACGAGCUGGCACUCAAGGGGCCAGAAGGGCAGGCAGAGGCGAGCUCCCCAGACAAGGCGGCCAGCAACCAGCCCGAGAGCAGCGACGGGACCACCUCACCUUGAAUUUGACCUAGCCCAGGGAGGCUGGAAGAGAAAAACCUGCUGUCUCCUCCCAGAAGGGGUGUCUUGGCCAUGACCCGGCAGCCUCUUCUGAGCCCUAUGUCUCCGUGCCCGACUGAGUGGCACCCCCAGAGGCCACCCUGGCCCCUCCCCUGGGAAAGUCCUCUGCCCACACCCACAGGCUCCACGUCCCCCCCAUCCCCUGCUCCUCACCGUGCCCAGGUCCACUUUCUAGACACUGUAAUUUAUUCAGCCCACAUUGUGAUGUGGGAGCUGGGCCCUGCCUACCCCUGCGAACACUCCACCCAGGGAUGCUUUGCCCACAGCUCCCACGGGUCUGAACCACAUUCCAGCACUGACCCCUUUCUUUCCAUCCCUAACCUUCUGGGUCAAGACCUUAUCCCUUUUUUAAAAAGAUACUUUUAAACUUUUUAAAUAAAUCAAACUUUUUUUCUGCAGAGAGGGAAGGAGCUGACAAUUCAAAUUGGCGGUGGGGGUGUUGGGGGGGGAGCCAUUUUAAGCUAAGCCCUUUGACCAUCUAUGCAGCUCUGAGGUUCCCUCAUGGGGCUUCACGUAUCCAUUUUUAGGGAAGGGAUUCUGUGCUCAAAACUAUCUGACUCCUUGCCCUUUUGACCAAGAUAAGUGACUCCUAGAAUCCAGGAAAUAAAUGCUGGUGAUUUGUGUGA